GGCUCCAUUGGCUUCCCAGCACCCGAAUCCCGGCUGGAUCCUGUUAUUGGCCAACCCUGGGACCGAGGGGUGUCCCCUCUAGAUAGCUACUAGAUCCCGGGCUGCAGGGAUUGAGAGCUGCUGAGAUUUAACACUUCAGCACCUGCUGCCGCUGGGGGAAGUGGUGCUGGAGCUUCGGCUUCUUUUUUUUUUCUCCUUCCUUGGGUACCACACACAACCGCAACCGUGUCUCGCCAGCGAGCCAAGAUGUCCAAAGUGGCCAAAUACCGGCGACAAGUUAGUGAAGAUCCAGAUAUUGACAGUUUGUUGUCUACUCUGUCUCCAGAGGAGAUGGAAGAGCUGGAAAAGGAGCUGGAUGUGGUGGAUCCAGAUGGAAGCAUCCCUCUGGAGCUCAGUCAGAAAAACCAAACAGAAAAUUCCCCACCUGGCUCGCAAAACUGCGACACAGUGCUCAAUCACUGCGAAAAGGAGACCAGGAAACUUAUUCAGAGGGAACACUCGAUAGACGAAAGCAGAUCAAGUGAGAAGAAUAAGGGAGCCCAGAAUGAAGAAGAAAAGGGAAAGGAAGCCCCUUCCAAAGACCUGGCCCCGAAACGGGAUACGAAGGUGGGAAAAGACUCUAAAAAAGAAGAAAACGUUCCAAAAACAGACCUGAAAAUUAAAGCUGAGUCUGAGGCUAAGACCAAAGAGGACAAGGCUAUCAACGAUAAAGUCAAGGCCAUGGAGAAAAAGCUGAUGGGGAAGGACAAAAAGGAGGAAGAAAAGGGUUCAGUGUUGAAGAAAGACACCGGGAAGGACAAAAAGGAGGAUGAGAAGGGCUCAGCAUUAAAGAAGGAUGCAGGGAAGGAUAAAAAGGAGGACGAGAAGAGCUCAGCAUUAAAGAAGGAUGCAGGGAAGGAUAAAAAGGAGGAUGAGAAGGGUUCAGUAUUAAAGAAGGAUACAGGGAAGGAUAAAAAGGAGGAUGAGAAGGGUUCAGUAUUAAAGAAGGAUACAGGGAAGGAUAAAAAGGAGGACGAGAAGGGCUCGGCACUAAAGAAGGAUGCAGGGAAGCAUAAAAAGGAGGACGAGAAGGGUUCAGUAUUAAAGAAGGAUGCAGGGAAGGACAAAAAGGAAGAAGAAAAGGGUUCAGCGUUGAAGAAGGGCACAGGGAAGGAUAAAAAGGAAGAUGAGAAGAGUCUGGGCUCAAAGAAACAGGCAGAAGACACAGGAGAAGAUAAGAAAGAAAAAGACAAAAAAGAAGAGGACAAAGGUUCAGCUUUGAAAAAAUCAAAGUCAGAUGAGAAGGAGAAAUCCCAGCCAGAGGCAGAAAAGGCAGCAGAGGAGAAACAGGAGGCCAAGACAGCAGCCAAGAGCAGCCCCUCCAAGCCUGCCACCAGCAGCUCCUCGGAUCAGGCCAAGGAUGAUGAAGCCUCCAGCAUUUUUGAUGAGCUCAUCGAGAAGGUGAAGAACAACGAUGCCGAGGUCACCGAAGUGAACGUGAACAACUCAGACUGCAUCAACAACGAGACCCUGGUGCGCUUCACUGAGGCCCUAGAGUUCAACACCGUGGUCAAGCUGUUCGCCUUGGCCAACACCCGUGCUGAUGACCACGUGGCCUUCGCCAUCGCCAUCAUGCUGAAGUCCAACAAGGUGCUGACAAGCAUCAACCUGGACUCCAACCACAUCACGGGCAAGGGCAUCCUGGCCAUUUUCCGGGCACUGCUGCAGAACAACACGCUGACGGAGCUGCGUUUCCACAACCAGCGGCACAUCUGUGGGGGCAAGACAGAGAUGGAGAUCGCCAAGCUCCUGAAGGAGAACACCACGCUCCUGAAGCUGGGUUACCACUUUGAGCUGGCUGGACCACGCAUGACGGUCACCAACCUGCUGAGCCGAAACAUGGACAAACAGAGGCAGAAACGCCUCCAGGAGCAGAAACUGGCACAGGAGCGUGGGGAGAAGAAAGAUCUCCUGGAGGUGCCCAAGCCCGGAGCCCUGCCAAAGGGGUCUCCCAAGCCAUCCCCACAGCCGUCCCCCAAGGCUUCCCCCAAAAGCUCACCCAAGAAAGGGGGGGCGCCUGCUGCGCCACCCCCACCUCCUCCUCCGCUCGCCCCACCACUGAUCAAUGAGAGCCUGAGGAACUCGCUCUCGCCGGCCACGCAGAGGAAGUUGGGAGACCGGGCACUGCCGGCCCAGGAGAAGAACUCACGGGACCAGCUCCUGGCGGCCAUCCGCUCCAGCAACCUCAAACAGCUCAGGAAGGUGGAGGUACCGAAGUUGCUGCAGUAGGAGCGGGACAGCUUUGCCCCCGCAGCGUGGCGGACCCCGGGCCACUUGCCUUUCUCGUGACUGUCUCCACGCCAAGCCCCGUGGGACCCCGCAGUGACACCGCCGAGGAGCGGGGGUCUCUCUGGGACAGAGGAAGGGCCGGCCCGAGGAGGGCCAGCGCAGCCGCCCCGUGCAGCGCCGGAGGAAGACAUUGUAUUUAUUGUGUUGACAGUUGUGGAGCCCCCCGAGCUCUUUCUGUCGCCAGCACCGUGCCCCGCUCUGCCUGGUGAGACUGGGGGCAGAGGAGGGGGCUGCAGAGCGGGGGGCUUGGCCAAAGGGGCUUGGUGCCCUCCAACCCCACUCGCCUGCAGGGUCUGUCUCCCCCCUGGGGGCUCCAACCGGUGGGCUGGGGGUGCCGGCUCGCGGGGUGCCGGCUCAAUGGAACCGGGGGCUCAGGGAAGGGGGCAGAGCGGGGAUGGGGGCAGUGGGAGGACAGAGCGGGAGGUCAGCCCGGGCUGGUGCAGGGGGCUCAGGGCAUGGCGUGGGGGGCUCGGUUCGAGGGUUUUGCUCCCUCUUGACCCCACACCCGAGUGGCUCCACCUGCCCCACAUCCCCCCUGCAGUGUGGGGCUCGCCCAGCUGGUGCUCCGGGGGGAACCAGAGCCGGUGACACCAGCAGCCCCCUGGGGGCACAGGGUGGGCAGGCACACUGUAUGCCCCGGGACCCCCGGGGGAGGGUGGCAGCCGGGGGGCCAGCGGGUUGGGCCCCGCAGUGCCCCCGACCCCCACCCCGCGCCCCCCCGGAGCCCCUUUGCAAUGUGUAGCGCUGUGCCCACUGCAUCAGCAAUAAAGCUCACCCAACGCUUCCCCGG
Messenger RNA from Falco peregrinus (peregrine falcon), 3118 nucleotides. It is a transcript of the gene LMOD1, whose product is annotated as leiomodin 1. Gene Ontology annotation, molecular function: actin binding; tropomyosin binding. Gene Ontology annotation, cellular component: striated muscle thin filament; myofibril. Gene Ontology annotation, biological process: pointed-end actin filament capping; myofibril assembly; muscle contraction. The transcript has 3 exons. The coding region runs from base 247 to 2268 and encodes 673 amino acids. NCBI's taxonomy places the organism in Eukaryota, Metazoa, Chordata, Aves, Falconiformes, Falconidae. The record is from RefSeq and is a predicted model, not a curated record.